Paramormyrops kingsleyae is the source of this 7596-nucleotide messenger RNA. It is a transcript of the gene rapgef6, whose product is annotated as Rap guanine nucleotide exchange factor (GEF) 6. Gene Ontology annotation, biological process: Ras protein signal transduction. The record is from RefSeq and is a predicted model, not a curated record. Lineage: Eukaryota; Metazoa; Chordata; Actinopteri; Osteoglossiformes; Mormyridae. Gene Ontology annotation, cellular component: apical plasma membrane; plasma membrane. Gene Ontology annotation, molecular function: protein binding; guanyl-nucleotide exchange factor activity.
CCCUGGUGCUUUCUUUCCCUCCCUCCGUGGUGGAUCCAGGGGUCUCCCCCAGAGUUCACCGCUUAUCUGAGAUGUUUGGAGAGGGACUCUGCUCAGGCACUCCUGAAGGCUGCCGGACCGGCUCCCUUUGCACCGAGGGCUUUCCUGGAUGCGGCCAUACUGAACUUUGGCAAGUUCGGUAGGGCUGAACUGAGUCCCUUCCGAGCGAAAGGGCGCGCGGAGCAGCAACUGCCAGGGAGCGGAGAUUCAGGGCUCCUGUGACUCUUCUGCCGCUCCUCCUCCUCGCCUUCAUCUUCCGCUUUACCUGUGAGAGUGGCAGCUCACCCGGCUACGUGUGUGUAUUCCCCCCGCCCCCCCCCCAAUCCGUGUGUGGACUUCUAGAGAGCUACUCUGCUGCUGAUCCGCCUUGCCGUGACCCCGGAAGUGUCCAGUCGGCCUUGGGCGCCUUUCCCUUUUCUGCUCGGGAAAGCAACGAAAACUUUCCCCUUCUCUCGGGGAAAUGGCUUUCCUCGUCCGUUGCUAUGCCAACUGCCUCCAGCCGUGGUCCUCCAAACUUCCUGGGGACCUCAACAAGAUGCACCUCACGGAUCACCCGCACCAGCAGGUGAUGCACGUCCCGGCCAGCCAAUCAGGAUGCAGCAUCGCCAGUGACUCGGGGAGCAGCAGCCUGUCAGACAUCUAUCAGGCCACAGAGAGCGACCUCGGUGAUGUGGACCUGUCGGGGCUCCCGGAGGCCCCGGUGGACUCCGAGGAAGAGGAGGAGGAAGAUGAGGACCUAGAGAGGACCACAGAUGGGCUGCUCGGCCGGGACCUCGUCAGGGAGUGUUUGGAGAAGGAACCGGCGGACAGGAAUGAUGACGACAUAGAGCAGCUGCUGGAGUUCAUGCACCAGUUCCCGGCCUUCGCCAACAUGACCAUGUCCGUCAGGAGGGAACUCUGCACCGUCAUGGUCUUCGAGGUGGUGGAACGUGCCGGGACAGUCAUCCUGCAUGACCGGCAAGAGCUGGACAUGUGGUACGUGAUUCUCAACGGCUCGGUGGAGGUGGGCCACCCGGACGGCAGGGCCGAGACCCUGUGCAUGGGCAACAGCUUCGGGAUCUCGCCUUCGCUGGACAAGCAGUACAUGCACGGCGAGGUGCGCAGCAAAGGCGACGACUGCCAGUUCGUGUGCAUCGCCCAGGAGGACUACUGGCGAAUCCUGAACCAUGUGGAGAAGAACACACACAAGGUGGAGGAGGAGGGCGAGAUCGUCAUGGUGAAGGAGCAUCGGGAGCUGGACCGCAGCGGCACCAGAAAGGGCCACAUCGUUAUCAAGGGCACUCCCGAGCGAUUGAUUAUGCACCUAGUGGAGGAGCACUCGGUGGUGGACCCCACGUACAUAGAGGACUUCCUGCUCACCUACCGCACCUUCCUGUCCAGCCCCAUGGAGGUCGGCAGGAAGCUGCUGGAGUGGUUCAACGCGGACAGCCUCCGAGACAAGGUCACACGGGUCGUGCUCCUCUGGGUGAACAAUCAUUUCAACGACUUUGAAGGGAACCCGGAGAUGACGCAGUUCCUGGAGGACUUCGAAAGGCUCCUGGAGACAGCACAGAAGAUGAAGGGCCACCUGAGGCUGCUGAACAUCGCCUGCGCCGCCAAGGCCAAGUGGCGGCAGGCGACUCUGCUGAAGCCUUCCCGGGAGUCGCCCCUGCACUUCAGCCUGCAGGGCGGCAGCGAGCGCGGCUUCGGCGUCUUCGUGGACGAGGUGGAGAAGGGCAGCAAGGCGGCCGAGGCCGGCCUCAAGCGGGGGGACCAGAUAAUGGAGAUAAACGGGCAGAAUUUUGAGAACAUCACCUACGCCAAAGCCAUGGACAUCCUGAGGAACAACACGCACCUGUCUCUCACCGUCAAGACGAACAUAUUUGUCUUCAAAGAGCUGAUGGGCAGGGUCCAGCACGAGAAGAAAAAUGGCAGCCCCCAUGUGCCCAAGAUCCAGGAGAAGAAGAGCAACCGCUUCUCCAUCCCGGACCUGCCCGGCGACCUGGAGUUCCCCACCGACAAGAGCCACAAGAAGAUGAAGGCCAACACCGUUUCCGGGGGCCGCAACAAGAUCCGGAAGAUUCUCGACAAGACGCGCUUCAGCAUACUGCCGCCCAAGCCCUUCAGUGAUGGCGGCGUGAUCCAGUGCCAGGACGACAGCAUCGUGGGCACCAAGCAGUGUCGGCACAGCGUGGCCAUCAUGCCUGUCCCCGGAGCGCUGUCCUCCAGCAGUCCGGACCUGCUACAGCCGGUCUCCAGCGUGCUCGACUACUCUACCGCUACAGAUGCUCCAGACCAGGUGAUCCGUGUGUUCAAGUCGGACCAGCAGAGUUGUUACAUCAUCAUCAGCAAAGACACCACGGCCAAGGAAGUCGUGUCCCAUGCGGUUGCCGAGCUCGGCCUCCUCCAGAUGUCCGACACCUUCUCCCUGUGCGAGGUGUCCGUCAGCCCGGAGGGCGUCAUUAAGCAGAGGAGGCUGCCUGACCAGCUGUCCAAACUGGCUGACCGGAUACAGCUCAACGGCAGGUACUACCUGAAGAACAAUAUGGACACAGAGACGCUCUGUUCAGAUGACGAUGCCCAGGAGCUGCUGAGGGAGAGCCAGAUCAGCUUGCUGCAGCUGAGCACCAUGGAGGUGGCCGCCCAGCUCUCCAUGCGCGACUUUGAGCUCUUCCGCAACGUCGAGUCCACCGAGUACGUGGAGGACCUCUUCAAGCUGGACCCCUCGGGUGCUGCCAGCAGCAGCCACCUCAAGCAGUUCGAGGACAUCAUCAACCAGGAGACCUUCUGGGUGGCCACGGAGAUCCUGAGAGAGCCCAACACGCUGAAGAGGAUGAAGACACUGAAACACUUCAUAAAGAUCGCCCUGCAUUGUCGCGAAUGCAAGAACUUUAACUCGAUGUUCGCCAUCAUCAGCGGGCUCAACCUGGCACCGGUGUACCGCCUACGCGGAUCUUGGGAGAAGCUGCCGGGAAAGUACGAGAAGCUGUUCCGGGACCUCCAGGACGUCUUCGACCCAUCCAGGAACAUGGCCAAGUACCGGAACGUGCUGAGCAGCCAGAGCGUGCAGCCUCCCAUCAUCCCCCUCAUCCCCGUGGUGAAGAAGGACCUGACCUUCCUGCAUGAAGGCAACGACUCCAAUGUGGACGGCCUGGUGAACUUUGAGAAACUGCGCAUGAUCGCCAAGGAGGUGCGGAACGUGGUGCGAAUGACCUCGGCCAACAUGGACCCCGCCCUCAUGUUCCGGCAGAGGAAGAAGAGGUGGAAAAGCUUAGGAUCCCUAAGCCAGGGCAGCACCAAUUCCAACAUGCUAGACGUCCAGGGGGCCGCGCACAAGAAACGCGUGCGGCGCAGCUCGCUGCUAAACGCCAAGAAGCUCUAUGAGGAGGCGCAGAUGGCCCGCAAGGUCAAGCAGUACCUGUCCAACUUGCAGGUGGAGACGGACGAGGAGAAGUUCCAUAUCAUGUCGUUCCAGUGUGAGCCGGCCUGCAACAACCUGACUAAGAACGUGAGUGAGCGGCGGUCGACCAAAUUGGACAUGUCUCCGGUGCUGCUGCGCUCCUCGCUGCCGUCGGGGAAGCCCCCCCCCCAGAAUAGGAUGAGCCAGGUGCUGCAGAUUCCCCCCGUCAGCCUGAACCCCCUGCGGAAGAAAAGCAUAGCCAAGGACCUGGCCGUCCAUGGUUCUCCGCAGGUAUUGAAGAAGACAACCAGCUCAGUUGAGGACUGGCCCACAAGGAAGCCUGGUGCCAGCGAGGACACAGUGUCCAUCACCUCCUCCCUGCACUCCACCCCGACCGUGUCCCCUCAGGGCUCCCCCCGCAAAGCAGGUGGUGCCCCCAAGUCGCACAGCUCCAGCCCAGUGAACCUGUCAGGCUCGUCCUCAUCCCUGACCAGCGAGGCUGGCACCCGGGGGGCCGGCAGCCAGCGCAGUUAUGGAAUAGUGUACGCUCUGAUGCCGGCGGGGAAGUCGGACACACACUCUGACUCCAGCCACAGUGAGAUCUCCUCCCGCUCCAGCCUCAUCAGCAACGGCUCUGUGGACUCUGUGGCAGCGGCUGUGGCCGAGGAGCGCUGCCCCAGUGCCCGCCCCCUCGCCGCGGCGGAUGCCACGCCCGCUGCCACCACGCUGCCCGCUGCCGCCCCGCAGCCCGCUGCCGAAGGCGUCCUGCCUCACCCCAGUUCGUCGGCGCUGCGGGCCUGCGUGACCCGCGCAUCCACCUUUCCCUUCCCCGCUGGCGGUGAGGAGCUCACCCCCGACCCCACGGGCCUGGACCCAGCGGACAGCGGCCGGGGCAGCUGGACCUCCUGCUCCAGCAGCUCCCACGAUAACUUCCAGAACCUCCAACCCCAACGGGCCUGGGACGUGGGCGGCCUGCGGAACCAAGCCCUGGGCAGACCCGUGGCCGAGGCAGAUGCCUGCGGGCCCCGGGAGGCCGGCGAGGGGGGCCCCGGCGUCGCCACGGAGACCAGCCGGUCCCGGGAAAGCUGGGCCUCCUGCAGCUCCCUCUCGGAGUCGUGCGACUACAGCACAGUGAAGCGCAGGGUGCCGGACAAACUCAUGAUACCGGGAGUGUGUCCCGAUGGGACCCUGGGCAGCGACACCACCUACAAAACCGUCACCUCCAGCACAGAGAAGGGACUCAUAGUGUACUGCGUUACCUCGCCCAGCAGGGGUCCGCCCCCCACCCCCCCAGGGUACCAGGGCAUCUCCUUCCCCGAAGGAGCCGCCCGGAAUCCCCAUCUAAAGCCCCCCGACUAUUGCGUGGCCCUGCAGAGGUCAAAGCUGCUCCAGAGUCCGGGAGGUACCAUGCCGCAUGAGCACAAGGGGCGCACCAGCCCGGCCGCUGCGGCCCCCGAGGAAGAUGAGGAGCAGGUGUCGGCCGUUUAGGUAGCGGGACCCAGACGCACAUGACGGGCCCGGCCCCUGGGCCCCCCGAUGCCGCCAACACACCCCUCUCUCUGUCUCUCACCGGGCCCCCCCUUGGCUGCUCUGGACCGCGUGGCACCGAGAGCUCCACGACGUCAUGAGGGAAAUAUCACGCCUGUAAGCCGUCAUUACCACGGCGACCGGCCAUCGCUGAUGUAAGAGUGAGUGGGACCCAGGGUGCCUUCGCUAUUCGACUGGAGCUGCGUUCCGGCGCCGCUUCGACGGGUCGCACCAGUCCGACUCUCGUCGGACCUCCGCAUCUUCUCUAGGAAAGAAGAGUCUUUCCGCAGUUUAAUUUAUGUCGUGAUUCCAAGUCUUCACGUGGGUAUGCUUUAAUAUGUGCUUUUGAACCAUAUAACCAAGGUAUUACAUAACCAGUGAGAUUUAUCAAAUGGCCAAUUUUUUUUAUAUUUAUGUCUUUAAGCUAAAUUAUGGCAGUUUACGUUAAUAUCUUGGGUUAAGGGCGCAGGACCUCCGGUGUACAUCUGUCGCCUUUUGCUGAUAACGGUGCCCCUUGUUAACCAUGCAAAUGGCGGAAACACGGGGGCCUGCUUGUGAUUCAGCUGGACAGGAUGUAGAGAUACCAGCCAGAUGUACACGUCUCAAGCUUUAAGACUCGUCGCGCAGCAAACACCUAAAAACUAGAAACGUUUACAGCAGAUAUCCCAGUUUACAAUGUCAGGGUUCAAAUGCCGCUUAUUGUGCUGUAAACUAACGACUCGACUGGUAAAUGUGCAUUAACGUGCGUGGAUGCAGCCUCGGGUCUGCAGUGUACCUCACUUACCACAUUGCCUAUCAUUUUAAAAGCCUGCUUUAUGUUGUUGAUGUACAUAGAUGAAGAAACGUUAGAUGACAGGAAAAUAUAAAUAAUUCCCUUUUUUUUUUUCCAUCUCCAGUCCAUGUUUAGCGUACACCUCGAAGACAUUUUGUAAGAUAUUUUAAUUACUUUUUUUAAAAUGCAACCUAAUGCUAUUAAUAUUGCAUUUAUUAUUUGUAUAUUUUUGCCAAUCUCUCGCCCUCUAGGGACAAUGAUGGAACUGCAUUAUGUUUCUGGAUAUAACUGGAUUGUCUUCUCCUUUUUCAUUUGGACCCAUUGUUGAUAUUGUAUCUUUUGGUAUACAGAACUUGAAGAUGUUAAUGGUAAUAUAUACAUAUACAAAUAUAUACAUAUAUUUUUGGUUUUGUUAUAAAUUAAUGUUACAGAACGUGUAUAGUUCGAGCUAGAGCUUUCUAUAAAGACUAGUUUUAAUAUUUUUGUUAGAAUGAAAGGUUUUCAUUCCCCUUUUCUGCUGUAAGGGCAGGCUUUUAGUGUUUUGUCUGUUUAGGUGAUUAAGUAUGUGCAGACUGACGCAUUCUGCGUUCACCUGGGUGAUGAUGUACCCCACUGGCCCAAUUCUGCUGCCCUCUAGUGGUGUUGAUGGUCAAAUGACUAGAAACAGAUGGGCACCCAUUUACAGGCAUGAGCAAAAUUUGGCUGGCAGUGAGACCGAGCUUGUGCCUCCUCUAAUAAUACUGCGGCCUUUGAAUUUGCCACUUCCAACACCUCCAAUGCCUACUUCUGACUGACCCCUGACACCUCUGUGCUUUCCUCGCUAACCUGUUUGUUUCUACAUUGGAAAAACUUUGCCCUGGUCUGUCACCGUGACCAAGUAAAUUUUUGCACAUUCCCCAGUAAAACAAAGCAGUAUUCAGUAUCACCUUCUGCCGUAAACUCAGAAGAGAAUCAAUCGUAAAUAUAUAUGUGGACGUUUUCCCGAUCUCUAUAUUUUCUUAUUUAAAGAAGUGUAAAUCUGUAAAUAUUUGAAGGAACUGUCCACGAAACUGUCAUGUGCUGAUGGACGAUGCCGGCUGACGAUCACGCGCCCUUCAUUCGAUAUGUGCUCAGCUAGCAGUAUGUUCAGGCUCGCGGCUGCAUGUCCCUGCUGUGGUUCAUAAUCGGGUGAGCCGAUCAUAUUGAUCAGGCAUGUUUCCUGCUUUCCAGUCGAGCUCAAGGGAGAGCGGUCUCUGCGUUGGGAUGUGACGGGUGACCCAGCACCCCCCCCCCCCCCCAUUUAUCGAUUUUACAACCACGGCUUUCAGUAUUCAGUGAGGAUGAUUUAUUUUUCACCGUGCAUGUUAAAGCGAUGGACCAAUUUACUGGAGUUAAUUUUUGGAUGAAUUUAUCGCUGCAACCCCCCCACGGAGGCGGUACGGGCUCCUCACCAUAUGCAUCAACAUGCCGCAAAGGCCGUUUUCACUUGACGUGGCUCCUGACAAACACUGAACGGCUAUUUAGGCAAUUUUUUCGGUAACUCCCGCGCUACUCGCUAAAUCGCUAAUCUCAAGUCUCUGGUCUCUCCUAUAUUACCUGGAAUGCAAUAAGUGAGAUGUGAAGUUUUAUGUAAAGCAGAACUGCACAAGUGUAAACCCUGCCAGUAGCAAUUGUACUGCACACGUCUGUCACAGAAGUAUUAUCCGCUCUGUCGCGUUUUUGUCCUGGAAUUUUGAUAGCUGUCGUAACUUAUGUCUUUUAGAAAGACAACUUGCUUGUAUGCCUUUUUUUGUAUUUUUAUCAGUGGAUGUAAAUAUUUGUUAUAUUUUUGUUUAAGAGAAUGUUUUAAACUAUUGUUAAGUCUGCUGAUAUGAUUUUGGACAAUAAAAUGUUAAAUGUG